UUCAAUUGUGGAGGUUUAUUUUCUGCCACAAUCGCCGUCUCUUACACGUUGCAACCCUAGAAAGGCGUAUUGCGGCGGGGCUUUCUAUCUGAUGUCAAGUAAGUUGAAAUGCUCGAUUAUUCCCCUUUCUCAUUCUAUGUUCGUUCAACCAUGAUUGUCAAUGCAUCAUUCGGUUCAUACGAUUUACGCAGUUGAGUGUCUGGUUCUAAGAAUCGAUUCUUCUAAUCGGAAAUGUUUGUUCAGAUCUGUAAGCGAUCACUGUUAUCUAUAUCAAAUAGGGAGAGGGUUUUAGUGAACUCAAAUGCCCAUUUGGGGCUUCGUCAAUUUUAUACAGCCAAAAGUUCUUCAGCAGGUGUAAGAGAUGAUGAACAAGAACGCUCAUUUACAGUGAAUUACCUUGUCAAUUCCUGCUUCUUGACGUUAGAAGCUGCUAAAUCUGUGUCUAAAAAGGUUCAUUUUGAGAAUCCCAAAAAGCCAGACUUGGUCCUUAAUCUUCUCAAAGAUCAUGGGUUUACUAGUAAACAAAUCUCUACAAUCAUCAGGGUUCGUCCACAAGUGCUGGUAUCCGAUGCGGAGAAGAUCCUUUUGCCGAAACUUGAAUUUUUCCGUUCAAAACAUGUUUCAAACUCUGAUGUCACAAUGGUUGUUGCUGGAAACCCAAACAUCCUCUGCGUCAACUUGGAGAAAAAUUUCUUUCCUUGUUAUGAUUUCCUCAAGAGUGUAGUUGGAAGUGAUCAGAGGGUCUUCAAUUUAUUGAGGCGAUCACGUUGGCAUUCUUCAUUGUUAUAUUUGGAGAAAUUUUUACUUCCAAAUGUGUCGCUUAUGAGAGAAAUUGGGUUGCCAGAGUCCUCUAUCUCGCUACUUCUAUUGCAUAAGCCCUUUUUAAUCUGCCAGGCAACAGAAAAGUUAGAUAAAAUUAUCAGAGAAGUUUUAAAUAUGGGAGUUAACCCUUUAAAAAUGGUCUUCAUUGAUGCACUUGGAGUGAUUCAUAGUUUGAGCAAAUUAUCGUGGGAACGUAAAAUGGAGGCCUACAGGAGCUGGGGUUUGUCUGAUGAUCAGAUUUUGGCAGCUUUUAGGAAGAGUCCAAAAUUGAUGGCUUUAUCUGUGAAGAAAAUAUCAAGGGUGAUGGGCUUCUUUGUCAACGAGAUGGGUUGGACGUCUUCUGUUGUUGCUGAAGCACCAAUUGCUUUAUCCUACAGUUUGGAGAAGAGAAUUAUUCCUAGGUUCUUGGUCCUUAAAGCUCUGCUGUUAAAGGGUAUCAUUGCAGAAAAGGACUUUUCUAUCUGUACCAUUUUGCUACCAGAUGAGAAACGGUUCUUGGACAGGUUUGUGAUAAAAUAUCAGAAACAGGCUCCUCAACUAAUGAGCAUAUUCCGAGAAAAAGUUGGUCAUCAGAAGUUAGGUUCCAGAUAUGAGGAAGUUUAUAGUUGAGAUAUUGUUUGUCAUUCAUCUUUGAGCAGAAGUGGCUCUUUGGGAAUUCCUUUUUGUUGAUUGAAAAAGUCAUUUUUCAGUCCAUACCCCUCUUUCUUCAAUUGAAGAGGAAGUGGCUCAUUGGGAAUUUGAUUUUGUUGAUUAGAAAAAUGUUUCUCCGUCCUUACUUCUUACAUCAAUUGUAGGGGAACUGGCUGUUCGGGUA
Molecule: messenger RNA, 1636 nt
Organism: Tripterygium wilfordii
Lineage: Eukaryota; Viridiplantae; Streptophyta; Magnoliopsida; Celastrales; Celastraceae
Product: transcription termination factor MTERF2, chloroplastic-like
Exons: 1
Coding region: 232-1431 (399 amino acids)
Biological process (GO): regulation of DNA-templated transcription; chloroplast organization
Cellular component (GO): chloroplast
Molecular function (GO): double-stranded DNA binding
Source: RefSeq, a predicted model, not a curated record